AUGUCUUUUGCGCGGAAAGGGAUGGAAAACCUAGAUGGUGUUCUGAGUGUUGCAUAUGGAAAUUGGAUCGUCAGCAUCACUGUAGUGUUGUGGGAAGAUGUAUAUACAAAAUGGAUCAUUAUUGCCCGUGGAGGUCCUAUUGGCGAGAAUAAUUUCAAGUUCUUCAUCCAAUUUGUUGGAUAUGCUGCCUUGUUUUGUAUAAAUACCCUUGUAGUGAUGGCAAUAUACAUUAAUCAGCAGCGUGGCACUCAGGGCAUUUCUGUCAACCAUCAGUUCAUUGCCGUUCUCGCAUUAGCUGCCUUCUUUGGCUUAUUCACUGGGACGAUGUUCAGUACAUCCGCGAGACUGGCUGUUGACAAUUCGACACAAGUCGAAGACAUCAGUAGAUUCGGAAAGAUCCAUAGACUAGCAAUACUAAAGCCCUCGCCUCAAAGAUUGGCUGAAAUCAGUAUGACGGCCACCACAACACAAACGUAUCCCGAGAUCACGUAUCCCUUGGAUACUCCACCCCCCUUGGACGGCAGUCAGAUAAAUCGGCCCACUUUCCCACCAUCGCAAAAUGUCGAAACAUCGACAAUUGGCGAGCUCCAACCACAUAUAGAAAACUCUGAACGACUGAGUAGAGACCAAAAGGCUGUGCGCACUUUUGCAAUACUUGAAAUGUCUCCCGGGGAUAAUCCUUGGGAUCUUGGAUCUGCUCUAUUAAAUUGGAAGUCAGUCAUGGGAGAACAUUUUAUGGACUGGUUUCUCCCCAUAAAGAGAAGUCCUUGCUGUAACCACGAAAAUACAGAAAGUCAAUUCUCGAUUGGUCCAUCUGUGGAUCGCCUUCGAGCGUCAGUCUGUUUCAUUCCACCUAAUGAGUAUGAUCUUUUUUUCGCCUUCGCCGCGCAAGAUCCAGCUGUAUGCCAAUAUGCCUUCGAUUCCAUGAUUCCCGACGGACUUCCAACCAAUGCUUUGCUUCGGGCACCCGUACUUACGGCGACCAAGAUGUCAGAGCUUCCGAAGCUUGCGACGGCAGGACACCAUGCACAGUUUCAAGGGCUCUCAGUGAGAGAGUUUGUGGGUACUAAAAAUGGCACAAACUUCGUCAACAUUGAGGCUGAAUCCAAUUCGAAACAUGGUACAUGGUUCAACCGCCAGACCUUCCAGCAACUUCUCGUUAGGCUUGACGAUGUUGAGAAAUUAUCGAGUUUGAUUACCAGACAGGCAGGAACUUGUUAG
This is a messenger RNA of Sclerotinia sclerotiorum 1980 UF-70, 1221 nucleotides long. RefSeq lists its product as hypothetical. Bases 1 to 1221 code for a protein of 406 amino acids. The transcript is spliced from 7 exons. NCBI's taxonomy places the organism in Eukaryota, Fungi, Ascomycota, Leotiomycetes, Helotiales, Sclerotiniaceae. The record is from RefSeq and is a predicted model, not a curated record. Gene Ontology annotation, molecular function: palmitoyltransferase activity.